Molecule: messenger RNA, 1798 nt
Organism: Polistes canadensis
Lineage: Eukaryota; Metazoa; Arthropoda; Insecta; Hymenoptera; Vespidae
Gene: Pisd
Product: phosphatidylserine decarboxylase proenzyme
Exons: 6
Coding region: 222-1508 (428 amino acids)
Biological process (GO): phosphatidylethanolamine biosynthetic process
Cellular component (GO): mitochondrion
Molecular function (GO): phosphatidylserine decarboxylase activity
Source: RefSeq, a predicted model, not a curated record
UCUUAUGCCAACAUCAGCUGCUCUCUGGCACGCUCCUCCUAUGACGUCUCCGUAUUACCGCACACCACUGCGCAGAGUGUUUUUUAGGUUAUAGAAACUAGCGCACUGACGUUUCUUUCACUAUUAAAACGAACCUGAAUUACAUGCAAGUUCGAUCGAGGUAAUUAAAGGAGCUUCUGUAUAUCAGGGAUACCGAUAUUGGAGAGCUUUAAUAAAAAGAAAUGUGUGCUUUUAAUUUGAAUAUGCGACGCCUGGUGGCAAGUUCGUGGAAUUUCCCAUACUUAAGGCUGUUUCAACAUGGGAGAAAAGAAUACAAUCGGAACAUUAUGCGUGACUCAAGAAAUUUAGUGCAGUUGGGAGGAGGACAAAGGAUGUUAAAAAGGAACGCAUCACAUGCAACCUCUAAUCAAACACAAAUAGCAUCCAAAAUUACUAUUAUGGGAAAAUUGAAGUUAGUUAUUCCCUUGGGAAUAGGUGUUUCUUUGAUUGCUUUUUUUCAAUGGAGGCAUCUUAGGAAAAAUAGACAUACAUCAGACGGUGAAGUCGUUCAAGGACCACUAAGUGAUUUUAUAGUAAAUUGCUACUGUUGCCUUCCGUUAAGGGUAACAAGUAGAAUAUGGGGUUGGAUAGCUAAUAGAGAAGUACCCAUUAGUUUAAGACCAGGUAUAUAUCAAUGUUAUGCAAAACUUUUUAACGCUGAUUUGGAAGAAGUAGCCGGCGAUUUGUCAGGAUUUCCAACUUUGGUAGACUUUUUUGUAAGACCGCUCAAAGAGGAAGCAAGACCUAUUGCUAAGAAUUCAAAUAUGGUUUCCCCAUCAGAUGGUACAGUGCUCCAUUUUGGACCAGUAACAUCUUGCAGAGUGGAACAAGUCAAAGGAAUGACAUACGAUCUUAGGCAUUUUUUAGGAGAUGUUGAUCUUAAAAGGUCUAAAGAAAAAGUAACAUAUACGGAAGAGGACAAUAAAAAAUAUGUGAAGAGUCUUUUAAAAAAUCCAGAUAACCAGUUGUACCAAGUAACAGUUUACUUAGCACCAGGCGAUUAUCAUCGUUUUCAUAGUCCAACCGAUUGGGAAAUUAAAUCUCGAAAACACUUUCAAGGUAAAUUAUUGAGCGUCAAUCCAAAGAUAGCUAGCUUUUUACCAGAUUUAUUUUCGCUCAACGAACGCGUGGUAUACAUCGGUAAAUGGGCGGAAGGUUUUAUGGCUUAUGCAGCAGUAGGAGCGACCAAUGUUGGUUCUAUUAAAAUCUAUUGCGAUAAGGAAUUAACUACAAACAAACUUAUUUGGCCGAAAAUGAAACGUUGGAAAGAUGCUAGUUUAGAUUGUACUCAUAUAUCCAAGGGACAAUUAUUUGGCGAAUUCAGAAUGGGAUCUACAAUCGUACUUUUAUUCGAAGCACCAAAAGACUUUCAAUUUUGUCUUAAUAUUGGACAAACCAUAAAAGUUGGUCAAGCGUUAUCCCAUUGCGUUGUUCAAUUGGAUGAAAAAUAUGUAUCCAAAAGUUUAUGAUCAUUUAUUACAAAUAUUUUUUCUCUUUAGAUAAAAUCUAUACAAGACUCGAUGUAUACAAUAAUAUUAAUAAUAAUAUAUAUUACGUGUAAUUCAUGUAAUUGUAAAAUGUAAAGAUUUAUAUAUAUUAUAUAUAUAUUAGAUAUAUAACUGUAGUAAUACAUUUUUAAUGCGUACUGAGAGAAGAAAAAAACUAUUUGUGAAUUAUUUACAGAUUGUUUCCUAUGUCUACUGUGAUACAAUCAUAUAUAGGAAUUAUGUUUCAUAUCCAAAAUAUAUUCAUUAAAAUU